Stomoxys calcitrans (stable fly) is the source of this 1128-nucleotide messenger RNA. RefSeq lists its product as uncharacterized. Lineage: Eukaryota; Metazoa; Arthropoda; Insecta; Diptera; Muscidae. The record is from RefSeq and is a predicted model, not a curated record. Bases 103 to 1074 code for a protein of 323 amino acids. The transcript is spliced from 2 exons.
GAAAAAACAUUUAAUUUUACAAAUUUGUGUUGUGUUCGUUUACGUGUGUGUUUUAUUUUAUUUUUCUUUCUUUUCUUUUUUGUGCGGAUAAUUAUUUUUAAAAUGACCCAUAUAUGUGAAGCUUGUGACCGUUUGCAAGGUCAUCCCUGCGGAACAGCUCCCAAUCGUCCAACGUUUCAACAGCCCACCAUGUAUGACCAUUUCGCUAAUUUUCAAAAUUUCAAACAAUUAAAAGGCCGUCAUCAGGAAGAGCUUUUGAAAUGUAAAACACCAUACGGGGAUGCGGAACAGAAACUAGAAAAUGCCAUAGAAAACCAACAUAAUGACCAUACAAAGGGUACUAAAAGUGAAACUACUACCAAUUUGAAGUCACUUCAAAAGAAAAACUCAUUGUGGUGCAUUUCGCGAAGCCCCAUAAAUUGUCCCAUCAGCGCCUGUAAGUGCUUGUUAGGUGUUUCUUCGGUCUUAUCACACAUUUUGCGAGAUCAUCACGACGAGAUAAAAUGCCAAGAGAUUUAUUUGGGAAACAGUUGUGAUUUGUUAUUUAAUCCCAAGGACAUGAUAUAUGGCAAAAAUAUAUGCUUGGGUGUGUUGGCCUAUGGUGGCGCCACUGGUGAAAGAUCCAAUCGACCCGCUGAAAGAGGCAUUUGUUUGUCCAAUGCAUUUUUACCGAUGGAACAUGAACACCUCAAUGCUCACUUUCCCAUCUUAAUAAUGGCUUGUCGAACUUCAUGGACAUCAUACCUAGCUUACCCCAAGGGUUCUAGGAAUGAUCAAACUUCUACAAACGAAAAUCCAAUGGCAGAACUAUUUCUGAUAUGGCUAACAAGUGUGCAGACCACCAAACCCAUUCACUAUACCCUGACUGUCUAUGACAAAUUGUUGAGCGCCUCCCGCAGUUCUAUUAUGCGAAUAAGGAAUUUAAGUGACACCCAAAAUCCUUCAAAAUUUAUGUCAAAAGAAGUGGAUUAUAUGCGCCUUUGUCAUGGCGAUAUUGAAAUUCUAUCACAAAGACGUGAAGUACCCAUUCACAUGGAAAUUGUCAUAAAUGAAUACGAAUUAAAUGGAAAUUAAAAGAGAAACAAAUAAAUUAAAGAUGAGAGAUAAAAGCCUACCUUUGGCAGGUCA